Molecule: messenger RNA, 1839 nt
Organism: Triticum turgidum subsp. durum (durum wheat)
Lineage: Eukaryota; Viridiplantae; Streptophyta; Magnoliopsida; Poales; Poaceae
Source: the annotation of a GenBank genome assembly
AUGGAGACGCGCCCGGAGCGUAAUGGUGGCGCGUUCUUGAUCGACCGGGCGGCGGAGAUGGACGGCCCUUACGUCGCCGUCGUCGGUCAGACGGGCGGCAGCGAGGGCAGGGUCGGCGCGACCAACAUCGGGAGGCUGCGGCAGGGGAAGGCGGCCAGGGGCGGCGCCAACGUCACCUCAUGGCACCUCAGGGUGUUCGCCGUGGUGGUCGGGGUCAUGGGCUGCCUCCUGCUCGCCGCCUCCCUCGUCAUGUCCGCGCUUCAUCAGGUGCAGUUCCGGAACGGCGCCAUCUCCGUCAACUUCAGGGGCCUCCAGAAGGAGCUCAAGCAGAAUUUCGUCAGGAAGGAGCAGUCGGAGCAGAUAAUGCAUGAAAGACUUUUACAGAUGGCAACUUUGGCCACCUCGAAGAACGAGUCAGAUAGUGGAAAUUUCGCAUUAUGGGAGGAACCCUACAAACAGGCGAGCAAAUGGACGCCCUGUGCCGCCAAAUACACCUUGGAAGAAGAGCCUAGCGAGAACAACAAUGGCUUCAUUCUGAUCAGCGCAAACGGUGGCCUGAACCAACAGCGUGUCGCCGUGUGCAAUGCCGUUGUGGUUGCAGCUCUGCUUAAUGCCACGCUAGUUCUGCCCCGGUUUCUUCACAGCAGCGUGUGGAAGGACAAAAGUCAGUUCGGUGACAUCUACCAGGAAGACUACUUCCUGAACUACAUGAAGAACGAUGUGCUCAUCGUGAAAGAUUUACCACACCAUCUUCAGUCGCUGGAUCUCGAGGCAAUCGGUAGCCAAAUCACCGAUAACGACAUCUCGAAAGAGGCUGAACCAUCUGAAUUCAUCAGAACUGCACUUCCCGUUCUUCAGACAAAUGGCGUCGUUCAUUUCCUCGGAUUCGGCAACCGGCUCGGCUUCGACUCGGUGCCUGCCGAUCUGCAGAGGCUGCGAUGCAGAUGCAACUUCCACGCUCUCAAGUUCGCCCCCGAGAUCCAGAAGCUGGGCUCGCUGCUGGUCCAGCGGCUGCGGGGGGUGAGCGCGAUGCAGACGGAGAUGGACAAGCAGCUCUUCGGAAGCAACAUGCUGGACCAGCCGUUCGGGGAUAAGCGCACCGACAACGUCGGCGGGCCGAGCAGGUACCUCGCUCUGCACAUGAGGUUCGAGAUGGACAUGGUCGCCUACUCCCUCUGCGAGUUCGGCGGCGGCGACGAUGAGAGGAGGGAACUGCAGGCCUUCAGGGAGACCCACUUCCCGGCCCUCGUGACGCGCCUCCGGAACACCACGGUGUCGCCGGAGGACCUGCGGAGCCAGGGGAGGUGCCCGCUGACGCCUGAGGAAGCCGGGCUCAUCCUCGCCGCGCUCGGCUACGACCGCGGGACGUUCAUCUACGUGGCCGGGUCGCAGAUAUACGGCGGCGCGACACGGCUGCGCCCUCUCACGCGGCUCUACCCGAACCUGGUCACCAAGGAAGACAUCCUCUCCUCCGACGAGCUCGCGCCGCUCAAGAACUUCUCCUCCCGGCUCGCGGCGCUGGACUUCAUCGCGUGCGCCUCGUCGGACGUGUUCGCGGUGACGGACUCCGGCAGCCAGCUGUCGUCUCUCGUGUCGGGGCACCGCGUGUACCACGGCAGGGGCCGCGCGCCGACGCUGCACCCCAACCGGAAGCGGUACGCGCAGAUCCUGUCCGAGGAGGGCGGCAUCGAGUGGGCCGGGUUCCAGAAGAGGGUGAGGACCAUGGUGGACGAGUACAAGCGGGUCCGCGCCCGGCCCAGGGGCCGGACCGUCUACCGGCAGCCCAGGACGCCCGGGUGCAUGUGCAGGGGCGAUGACGACGGCAGCGUCGACUUCUGA